This is a messenger RNA of Exophiala oligosperma, 2462 nucleotides long. RefSeq lists its product as uncharacterized. The record is from RefSeq and is a predicted model, not a curated record. Bases 372 to 2264 code for a protein of 630 amino acids. Gene Ontology annotation, molecular function: long-chain fatty acid transmembrane transporter activity; long-chain fatty acid-CoA ligase activity. NCBI's taxonomy places the organism in Eukaryota, Fungi, Ascomycota, Eurotiomycetes, Chaetothyriales, Herpotrichiellaceae. The transcript has 3 exons.
UAGCCGUGGAAGCCCGUGUCUGACCUUCGUACUAAACCGUCCAAUAAAGCCCCAAUUUACGUCUAGUGAGCCCCAGUGAGCCCUCCCUCCCCCAGUUCGAGGCUUGCCAAAGAUGGAGAAAACAGGCCGCCAACCUCGGUAUCUCACCUGAGACCAGAUAGCCGGCUUAAAAGCCAGCGGUGGAAUGAGUGAUCAGAGAAGAGGUGAGACAGGUAUGACACUCGAGUCUUCGCACUUUUCCUUGAUACGAGUAAUAGUUGUUGGUGUCCCGGCCUAGAAGUGCUGUUUAUCACGAUCUCAUUGCCUUUAGACAGUGUCGGGUGAGAUAGACACGAUAUAGAGCAUUGGUCUGGUCGGCGUUUGCUACAAGAAUGGCUCUCGCAACCGCAGCAGCAGUCGCCGCAGGCAGCUGGGCAACGGCAGCCUACCUCGAUGCCAAAUUCCACCUCCGCAAGGACUAUCAGAACAUAGCACGGCUGAAGAGAGGGGAAAAAGAAUACGCCCGCGCCGUGAAAGAAGACAAGGUCAAUCUGUGGUACGUUCUCGAGGAAACAUGCAAGCGACACGAGAACCGCCGGGCGAUAUGGUGGCGCGAGCGGUCCUACACCUUCCGUGAACUGCACGACGAGACCCUGCGCAUCGCACAGUGGAUGCUGGAGCAGGGUGCGAGGCCGGGGGAACUGGUGGCGUUGUACCUGACCAACUCGCCGCACUUUAUGUUUUCGUGGUUCGCGUGUAUGGCGAUCGGCGCCGCCCCGGCAUUCAUCAACUACAACCUCGAAGGCAAGGCGCUCUUGCAUUGCUUGGACGUCGCCCAGACGAGGUUGCUGGUGGUGGACGAUGACGCGGGAUGCCAGGCACGAAUCGAGGGGAGUCGAGCGGAUAUCGAGAGUAGGGGCAUGAAGAUCGCCGUGCUUGACGAUGCACUCAAGCGGGCCAUCUCCUCGAGGCCGGUGGUGAGACCUGGGGACGAACUCCGCGCCGGGACAAAGGGCGACUUCCCUUAUUGUUUGAUAUAUACCAGCGGCACGACUGGCCUUCCCAAGGGGUGCGCCUUCACACUCUCCAGAGUCUGGCUGAUGUGCGGACACUGUAUGCCCAUCUGUGACGGCCAACCUGGCGUGGAUCAAUGGUACAACAGCAUGCCCCUUUACCACGGCACCGGCGGCAUCUCGAGUUCGACCUCCCUGAUCCAGGGUGUCAGCAUAGCUCUUGCGCCCAAGUUCUCCGUCUCACGGUUCUGGAACGACAUCCACGACAGCGAGAGUACCUUUUUCAUCUACGUCGGCGAGACGGCGCGGUACUUGCUCAACGCCCCCGCCCAUCCUCUGGAGCGCAAGCACAAGCUGCGUGUGGCGUACGGGAACGGUCUGCGACCCGACGUGUGGACCAAAUUCCAAGACCGCUUCAACAUUCCCGAGAUUGGCGAAUUCUUCAACUCCACAGAAGGCAUGUUCACAUUGUUCAACUACGACAAGGGCCCCUUUUUGGAGGCGUGCGUGGGCCACCACGGACUGAUUCUCCGGAGGGCGCUGCAGAACGUCUACAUCCCCGUCAAGAUCGACCACGAGACCGGCGACAUCUGGCGAGACCCCAAGACGGGCUUCGCGCAACGUAUGCCGUACGAGGAAGGCGGCGAGAUGAUCGUCGCGGUGCCCAGCAAGCAGGCCUUCCAGGGCUACUGGCGCUCGCAGGCUGCGACGGACAAAAAAUUCUGCACCGACGUCUUCAAGAAGGGCGACAUUUACUACCGGUCAGGCGAUGCGUUGAGACGAGACGCCGACGGACGCUGGCAUUUUCUGGACAGACUAGGCGACACGUUCAGAUGGAAGAGCGAGAACGUGUCGACGGCCGAGGUCGCGUUGACCAUUGGCCAGUACCCUGGUAUCGCAGAGGCGAACGUCUAUGGUGUGCUCGUGCCCAACCACGAGGGACGUGCUGGUUGUGCCGCCAUCCAUCUAGACCCGAACUACACGGGCGCACCUGUGAAUUGGGACGACCUGCUCAAGUUCACGAGGGCGAGGCUGCCGCGGUACGCGGUGCCGGUGUUCCUCAGGGUCGUGAAAGCCAGCACACACAUACAUAACCACAAGCAGAACAAGGUCCCGUUGAGGAAGGAGGGUGUCGACCCGAACCUGGUAGGAACCGAGGUGAAGGAGGGCAAGGAUGAUGUCUUUUUGUGGAUCCCUCCAAAAGGGGACGGCUAUGUUUCCUUCAGCCGAAAGGACUGGGAACUGUUGGAGAGGAAGGAGGCGAGGUUAUAAUAUACUUGCCAUCUACAAACCACCGUCUAAUCCAGCUACUAUGUGAUGACUAUACCGAACACGAUGAAAGGGAAAUUGGUAGAUACAAGUACGAGUGCGGGAGAUAUAUCUCCCUGACGUGUUUGGAAAGCAGAAUUAGAUCUCUUUAGAGAUAGACGAUGGAUGAUUCAUGUGCAUACACCGUAGGCAGAGUUGGGG